AUGGCCGGCCCUGAAGGUGGGGCGGGGAGGACCACCGGCCAGGCCCCCUAUUUGGAAGGGCACGGUAGUAAUCGAUGGGGCACUCUAUUGCUGGCCUACAAGUCAUUAGGAGUCGUGUUUGGAGGGCUCGUGACUUCCCCUCUUUAUGUCUACCCUUCAAUGGCAUUAAUGUCUCCAACCGAAGACGACUACUUGGGAAUCUACAGUAUCAUGUUCUGGACUCUUACUUUGAUUGGAGUUGUCAAGUACGCAUGUAUAGCCUUAAAAGCUGAUGAUCAGGGUGAAGGUGGUACAUUUGCUCUAUACUCAUUACUUUGCAGGCACAUGAAUAUCGAAGGUAUUACUUCAAAAAGUGAGAUUGCACCAUCAAACCGGUCACAUAGUAAUACUUUGGAUCAAAGCUUCAGAAAGCGGAGUAGGCUUGGGAUGUUUAUUGAGAGGAGUUUGCUUGCUAGGAGGGUAUUAUUUUUUAUAGCAAUACUUGGCAUGUGUAUGUUGAUUGGGGACGGAAUUCUCACGCCUGCCAUCUCAGUGUUGUCAGCAAUGGAUGGGAUUAGGGGUCCUUUUCCAGAAUUCAGCAAAACUCUGGUGGAAGGGUUGUCUGCAUUAGUUCUUGUGGUUCUGUUUAUGCUUCAAAAAUUUGGUACCGCACGUGUGAGCUUUAUUUUCUCCCCAAUCAUGGGUUUAUGGACAUUGACUACUCCCCUUGUUGGUAUUUACAACAUUAUACAUCAUUACCCUUCCAUUUUCAAGGCAAUUUCACCACACUACAUCUUCCACUUCUUCUCCAGAAAUGGCCGUCACGGUUGGCUGCUGCUCAAUGGCAUGGUGCUUUGUAUAACAGGUUCUGAAGCAUUGUUUGCCGAUCUUGGUCAUUUCAACAGACCGUCUAUUCAGAUUGCCUUUUUAUCCUGUAUAUACCCAUCAUUGGUGCUUACAUAUGCGGGGCAGACAGCUUACUUGAUUCAGAACCCGAAUGAUCAUGAUGAUGGAUUUUACAAGUUCAUACCCACAAAGAUAUAUUGGCCAAUGUUUGUUAUUGCUUCGUUGGCAGCCAUUGUUGCUAGUCAGUCUUUGAUAUCGGCCACCUUUUCUGUCAUCAAACAAUCGGUUGUAUUGGAUUAUUUUCCCCGAAUCAAAAUCGUGCAUACAUCCUCCAGCAAUGAAGGACAGGUUUACUCCCCAGAAACAAACUACACCCUCAUGCUUCUUUGUGUUGCUGUCAUACUUAUUUUUGGUGAUGGAAAAGAAAUUGGCAACGCCUUUGGUGUUGUUGUCAUCCUGGUUAUGCUCAUCACCACCCUAUUACUAACAUUGGUUAUGAUUGUAAUUUGGAGAGUUCCUUUGAUUCUGGUUGCUCUCUUCUCUUCAAUCUUCUUAACAAUGGAAGGGUUUUAUGUGAGCUCCGUUUUCACCAAAAUCAAACAAGGUGGUUGGAUUCCAUUCGCCAUAUCAGUAAUCCUUGCUUUCAUUAUGUUCGGUUGGUUUUACGGGAGACAAAGAAAACUAGAAUAUGAGUUAACCCACAAGAUAGACAUGGACCGUCUUAAAAUUCUACUUUCUGAUCCGUGUGUCCAAAGGGUUCCAGGACUGUGCUUUUUUUACACCAACAUUCAAGAUGGGUUCACUCCUGUAUUAGGUCACUAUAUCAACAACAUGAGAUCCAUUCACAAGGUGACCGUGUUUACAACACUAAGGUAUUUGUUAGUUCCUAAAGUUUCUCCCACCGAGCGGUUUGUUGUAAAAAGAUUGGGACUCAAAGGCGUGUAUGGGUGCUUGAUUCAGUAUGGGUAUGCAGACUCGCUUGAUUUUCAAGGAGACUUUGUUUCUCAAAUUAUUUGUAGCUUGCAGACACAUAUAAUGCAUGGGGAGGACCAAGAAAGGAUCGAUCUUAGCGAGGCACAACAGGCUGCUGUUGUUCAUGUUCGUGGCAAGACAAGGUUUCAUAUAAACAAGAAUUGUACAUGGUUCGACAGGUUCAUGCUCACCUUUUAUGAAUUUAUGCAUAGUAAUUGUAGGUCUGGGAUUCCCACUUUAGGAGUGCCUCUUCCUCAGCGUAUAGAAGUUGGUAUGCUUUAUGAGGCCUGAAAUCUGAACCAAAACUACAAUUUGUUUGGAUGCAAGUUUUGGCUUCUUAAAUCAUUCAGGUUUUGUUGUUCAAGAGUUUUGAAGAUAUUUCGGGUGGCAACAGGGUCAUUUGUUGUGCAAUUUUUAUCUUACAAACUAUAAUUUAAAUGCGUUAAUUAUGUAUACAAAACUUAUGUUGUUUCUGUAGUAAUCUAAUUGACUAAUUAUAGUAAAAACCAGUUUUGCC
This is a messenger RNA of Helianthus annuus (common sunflower), 2314 nucleotides long. Its product is annotated as probable potassium transporter 17. Gene Ontology annotation, molecular function: potassium ion transmembrane transporter activity. NCBI's taxonomy places the organism in Eukaryota, Viridiplantae, Streptophyta, Magnoliopsida, Asterales, Asteraceae. The transcript is spliced from 8 exons. The record is from RefSeq and is a predicted model, not a curated record. Gene Ontology annotation, cellular component: membrane. The coding region runs from base 1 to 2088 and encodes 695 amino acids. Gene Ontology annotation, biological process: potassium ion transmembrane transport.